AUGGUGAAUGUGGUGUUUCUGCACCCCGAUUUAGGGAUUGGCGGCGCAGAGCGGCUUGUGGUGGAUGCCGCUCUGGCUCUACGGUCCAAGGGCUUAAAGAAGAACCUGGCCCUGGCCCUGGAAGCCUUGAAGAACCUUCAGGGCAGGCUCUCUGGAAAUGAGUGGAAGAAGGUUCAUCUUGUGAUGGCUGGUGGCUAUGACGAGAGAGUGCCAGAGAACGUGGAUCACUACAUGGAGCUCAAGGAUUUAUCCACUAAGCUUGGCUUAUCAGACAGUGUAACCUUCCUGCGCUCCUUUUCUGAUGAGCAGAAGAUCUCCCUCCUCCAUCACUGCACCUGCGUCCUGUACACGCCCAGCAACGAGCACUUUGGCAUUGUCCCUGUGGAGGCCAUGUACAUGCGCUGUCCGGUCAUCGCUGUCAACUCAGGUGGCCCGCUGGAGUCCAUAGCCGACGGGGAAACUGGGUUCCUGUGCGAUCCCCAACCGGCAUGCUUUGCUGAGGCCAUGGAGAAGUUUGUGAAGGACCCCGGCCAACGACAGGGCAUGGGGGAGGCCGGGAGAGACCGGGUUUUAAAGCGCUUUUCUGUGGAUUCAUUUUCGGAACGGCUGUACCAAUACAUCUGUAAACUCACAGAAUAAAGCACCCAUGGAUAAGGUGUUUUGAAUGUAAUUUUGAAUGAUUACAAGGAGCCUAAUUUUUGUUUCUAGUAUUUUCUGACUUGAGCUGGACUUCAAUUACAUUUUUUUUGUAUAUCCUUAAAGAACCUAAAUUAAAUGUUCUAAAAGCAAUUAUUGUGAACCACCCAAGAUGGACUAUAGACAGAGCCACAGUAUAACUAUGUAGAUCAGGUACUGUAUUUGUUAAAUCUAUGCAUUCCUUGUAAUUGUUACAAUAAAAUAAAUCUCUUUAGCUAUUGGAAAAAAAACAACAUUGUUGCCCCAUUGUAAUAGUGUGUAUUACUUUAGGCUCUCAUACUUCCAUUGUAGCUAACAAAUAAUUCCAUGCACAGUCAUCCACUAAUUAUGUCUCCAGUGUGUAUAUUCUCAAAUGUGUAUUUUCAUUGUAAAUCCUGAUCAUUUGGAACUAUACUGUGUUAAGUCAUUUUAAUUCAUGUGCUCUGUGCUUGAUGUUUUAGUAUUAGUCAAAUAGUGUAAUAAAAAUAGUAGUAAGUGGAUUCAAAUUCUAGCCUAAAACAAGUCUGAAGCAGUCUUGCGAGUUUGUCUGCUUUUGAGCUAGUUGAAGCAGGCGAGUUUCUGUACAUGGCUUUCGUUUCACCUCUUUCUCACACUUUUAACAGUAACACACUGGACAUGCAUGGCUGUAGUGGUGACGUCAGACCCGGAAGAACACGGACUCCAAACAGUGACUGGCGGAUGAAACUGAGCCGCGGUGCUCAGUAUUUUAUUAAAUGAUAAAACAAACAAAAGACUUAAACAAAACACACAACACUGAAAAUAAAGGGUGCACUGGCCAAACAAACAGACAGACAAAACAGACGUGGAUGAACCCAACAAGCAAAGACCGCGCUGGCACUUCCAGCACGUCGUAGCAGUUGUUUAUUUUAGUUUUUAAUUCUCUCCUAA
This is a messenger RNA of Polyodon spathula (Mississippi paddlefish), 1584 nucleotides long. Its product is annotated as alpha-1,3/1,6-mannosyltransferase ALG2-like. The record is from RefSeq and is a predicted model, not a curated record. The transcript has 2 exons. NCBI's taxonomy places the organism in Eukaryota, Metazoa, Chordata, Actinopteri, Acipenseriformes, Polyodontidae. The coding region runs from base 1 to 639 and encodes 212 amino acids. Gene Ontology annotation, molecular function: GDP-Man:Man(1)GlcNAc(2)-PP-Dol alpha-1,3-mannosyltransferase activity; alpha-1,3-mannosyltransferase activity.